This is a messenger RNA of Linum trigynum, 2970 nucleotides long. The record is from the annotation of a GenBank genome assembly. NCBI's taxonomy places the organism in Eukaryota, Viridiplantae, Streptophyta, Magnoliopsida, Malpighiales, Linaceae.
GGAUCAAACCAGUGACCAUGGAAUUGCAAGUAGGUAUCACCUCCGCUAGGCUGUAAAUCUGCCUUGGUAACAGUUUUUCAAUCAGAUUGUAUCUAUACUCACAUUAUUUUAUACGUAAUUUUUGAAAUUUCCUACGAUUAUAUACGUAAGUUUCAAAAUUCUCGGGGGGGCCGGGGCCCCCCGAGAGCCUACAUAGCUCCGCCCCUGUUCCUCGUAUGAACUAUAUAUAGAGGGUUGAUUGAUGAAUGUUACAAAACCUUCUGGAUCAUGAUCUAAAUGUAUCGCCCUGUUAUUGAUCAUCUUUCAGUUUCCACAUCCAGUUCCUAAUGAAUAAUCAACAUGAGUCUGUGUAACUUUAUCGAUCUUUGAUAAUCCGUCAAAAUAGCUUUUUCGUAGAAUUGUUUAUGUUCAACUUAAUUCCUAAAAAAAUCUUCUGAGUGGUAUAUGAAGUGAUUAAGACCACGAGUUUAUGGAAGUCUAUCAAAGAAAAUUAGUAGAACGGUAAGAAUAGGAAGGGUAAAGUAAAAUUCAGUUUCACGAUAAUUUAAAUUAUAUUCUAAUGUUAUAAAGUUAGAAAUUGAAAGGGUGUAUUAGAUCAAGAAGUUGAUUAUUUGAUUAACUGAAGUGACCAACAAACGCCAAAUAAUUGAAUCAAAUGGAGUAACUAAUUUUUUUUUUAUUAGAUAAAGAAGACCUUCCUUACUCUGCCAUUUCCAUCCCCCAUCCAUGUUCAACAUAAUGGAGACACCAAUAGGUGCCAACUGAAUAGUUCUGUUCUGUCUGCUGUGCUUGAUCUUGAACGGUAGCUAGGAUUUUGUAUAUUCAAAGAUAAAAACGAUCGAGGCCUCAAGUCUAGCUUCUUGGACUUGGCUAGCUAGAAUUAUUGGUGACUACGUACUGGCUAAGAAAGAACAAAAUAUUUUUGGACUCAAAUGGUGUGUGUUAGUAACAUCAAGCCCAUACUCCCAUGUGAUGUGAGCUUUCUGUUUUGGUCAUGAUCGAAUUGAAAAGCUGGAACCUCAUAAUUCACAGUUUAGUGAGUUGUGCGUCGACCCUAGUUAUCUGAAACUUUUUUUUUUUAUAACUCAUGAACAUCCCCAUUCCCCACACACAUUAUUGAAGUACUCCACAAAUAUCACCAUUAGCGUCGCCGGAAAUACCAUGAAUAGGCCUCGAGGAGGGUCAAACUCAGGACCUGCCACAUCUGGAUCGAGCACCACACAAGGGUUUCAUCAAUCGGGCUAUGUGAACUUUGGUUACUUAUCCGAAACUUAGGGGUCGUUUGCUUGUUGGAUUUGAAAAAUGAGGGUUUUGGCCAAUAAAAACCUUGGGAUUUAUGUUGGAUUUAUUGGAUUAUGGUUUUGAAGAGUCUAAUGUUUGCAUGAUAGAUUUGAUGAUGAAUUUGUGAUGGAUUUGUUAAAUAAUUAACUAAGGGAGGAGUUAGAGUGCUAACUCCAUAAGGGGUUAGCACGGUACUAACCAUUUUAAUAAUCAUUUAUUUAAAAUUUAUUAGUUUUAAAUACAUCUGAUGAUGAUGGGAUUAAUGAGGGGUAUUUUUGGUAAUUCAUGAAAUCAAAUUUAAUAAAUUAAUUAAUUUUUAAAAUACGUUUCCUCUCUCUUUUAGAGAAUAAUUAUUUGGCAAUUUGUAUCGAAAUCAUAAUAUAGUAGCAAUUCUGAUAUCUUAUAGUAGUGUUUUAAUAUAAAUAUCGUAGCUAUUUUAUUCUAGUUAGUAAUGUUUUACUGAUUUUAAGUAGUAAUUUUGGUGGCUCAUAUAGUAGUGUUUUUAUACAAGUACCACUAGUUAUUUUAAUUUAAUUUAACUAGUACUACCGAUUAUUAAUAAUCACUAAUAAGAAUAAUUAAUUUCUAUUAAAUUUGGAAAAAAUUAUAGUACUUAUAAGCAAAACGCUAUUAAUAGUUAACAAAAACCAAUAUUUACAAUAAAAAUCACUACUUAAAAAUAACUACUACGUGCUAAUAUAUACAAAUAAGAAUCACAACUACCGAAUCACUACUAAUCAAUGAAGUUAAUUACACAGAUAUUUACAAACAGAAACACUAUUGCAUUAAAUAAUCACAACUAAUCAACGCUACAAUAGAGCACUGCCUCUUUGAUAAUGGAUAUGGGGAAAUCUCGUCGCCACACCCACCAAGAGGGUUUUGAUCAUCAAAUUAAGCACACUUGUUUCUCACCAUUCGCUCGGUCACUGUUUGAGAAUAGCCAAUUUCUUGAUGGCUUUGGGCGCAAAACUGGCAGCGGAGUCCAGAUCUGGGCGGUGGUGAACCUGACAAGGAAGGAUGAGGCAGCAAGAGGGAAUUUUGUUGAUUUUCUCUCAUUCAAUGGCGUCAGAUGCGGGGACUGGUGGCGGAUCACCAGAUCUGGGCUGCGGUGGACCUAAAAGAACCGUCACCUCCAACGUCUCUUCGGGCAGAGACGACGACAUGAACACCCUCUCCAAUCUCCAUCACCAUCAGCGCCUCCUCCGUUGCAAGCCUUCUUUCUAUGUUUUUUUCUUGGGGUAGGUUUUGACGGCACAAUGAUGGGAGAUCGGCAGAGGAAACCGUAAAAGUGAGUAAGAGGGGGUCAAGACUAUUUAUAUUAGGGUUUUGUAACCUAUUGACUAUAUUAUCCCUUAAUUAAUCCUGACCCUAGAAUUACUAUUUGAAUCUUACGGUUGUUAUAGUAGUUAGCAUGGUGCUAACUCCUUAUUAGGUUAGCAUCUAAUCUCAUUCCAAUAACUAACCAUCAAGGAUUUGCAAAUCCCAAAUCAAUAUGUGGGAUAUACAAGUCCGUGGGGUUCAUGGAUUUGGUUCCAAAAUAAAGACCAAAUCCCCACGGAUUUAGCACCCUUCAACAAACAAUGGACUUAUUAGGGGUGGCUAUUUGGACCGGAUUAAAAACCGGAAACCGGACCGUAUAAUCCGGACCGAGACCGUACCGGGACCGGAUAAUAAACAAUCCAAUCCAAU